AUGUCAAAAAUCGCCAUCAUCUUCGGACUUGGACCUCGAAUUGGACAGCCCGUAGCUACCAAGUUCCACAACGCUGGAUACAGAGUGGCAACCGUUGCGCGUACUCCGAGAACUUUUACUACAGACGAUUUUCUUCAUCUCACUGCGGAUCUCAAUGACCCGAGUACUGUCAAACCAAUCUUCGAUCAGGUAGAAUCUCACUGGGGUAAGCCCCCCGAUGUAGUGAUCUAUAAUGCCGGUGCACUCGUUCCUACUCCGACAAACCCACUCAGCGCCAAACUGGAUGACUUUGUCAAGUCUUUCAACGUCAACACCUUCACACCUUACUCUGCCGCUUCCAUUGCCUACGAGCGAAACCAUGCAGUCACGUUCAUGCUUACUGGGAACGCCUUCAACACCUUGGUGAACCCAAGAUUCACCACCCAGGGCGUCGGCAAGUCUGCCACAGCCCAUUGGAUCCAGGCUGCAGCUAAGGCCGAGGGACUUAGACCCGCCAGGUUCUACUACUGCGAUCAACGAACUCCAGAAGGCGAACCUUGCUACACCGGUUUGAAAGGGGAUGCCCACGCCGACCUCUUCCUCAAGCUGGCCGAAGAUCCGGAGCAAGGUGAACCCAUCGUGGUGUUCCGUGCUUAG
Messenger RNA from Kwoniella botswanensis, 636 nucleotides. RefSeq lists its product as uncharacterized. The transcript is spliced from 3 exons. The coding region runs from base 1 to 636 and encodes 211 amino acids. Lineage: Eukaryota; Fungi; Basidiomycota; Tremellomycetes; Tremellales; Cryptococcaceae. The record is from RefSeq and is a predicted model, not a curated record.